UCCAGGAGCACGGAAUUUUUGGAGAUCAGGCUGUUCUAAUACAUGUCUUACCGUAGGUCUUCAGAAUCUCCUCUACUGGUUGGGUCAAAUCUAGACAGGGUGAAAUAGCAUUUAGUCAUUAUGCUGCAAAAUGCUGGAACCAUUUUCCUGUCCAAAUUAAAUCUGCCCCAACAGUAGGCCUAUCUUGUUUUAGAAAGAAAUGAAAAACAUCUUUAUUCUUUUCUGCCUUUGUUGAUAGUUAUCUCUACAGUAUAAACUAUAGUUUGUUUUUCUUCAAUUUUCUCUUUCUCUAAUCUUUAGCACAUUGAAUGACAAUUAUGUAUGAUAAUGUGCCAUAAGUCAUUUUGAUUGAUUGAUUGAUUGAUUGAUUGAUUGAUUGAUUGAUUGAUUGACUGAUUGACUGAUUGACUGAUCUGCAGGUCUACUUGCCUCCUUGUAACAUAGAAAGUUACUUCUGGCAGUAAUGCAGAAUAGAUACCUGAAAAUCAGACUCUGAUGGCAGUCAUUACAAUAGUCUUCAUGUGAUAUUAAGCACCUGGGCUGGUUGGUACUGUAGAUGUCAAGAGCCCUGUUUAAAAUCUGUUGCACCCAUAUUAGAACAUGUGUUUCUUUUGUUUCAGACAUGUAAAAGUUUUUAUAUUUUACCUGACAUGUUUCGAUGGUGAGACUUCUGUCUUCAUCAGAGGGUCACAUGGAUGUUGAAGUGUGACUUGCUUUAAACCAGCUGAUGUUGUGGAGGAAUGUCACACCUCCACAAUAUCAGUUGGUCAAAAACUGUACUUCUUCCAAUUAUUUAUUGCCGUUCAAGUUGUAGACAUCCAUUGAGUAGCUUGAAAUUGUACAGAGGGGAGUACUAAACAGCCAGAGGUGAGAACAUUUGUUUUCAUUACCCAUCGAGACUAGACAGAAGAGUGAAACCCAAGCAGCCCUUUUCACCCGUUAUUACAAAGGAAUUCGCUUUUUAAUCCACAGACAUUUUUGGGGUGAUUUAGAGAAUGCAUGGAACUAUUGGAACGCUCUAUUCAUGCCCUUUCCAAUGGUAGGUUUAUGACAUUUGUUGCGCUGCCACCUUUUCUUCAGAUUCAAGAAUUUCCACCCAUCAGAGUAAACCUGAUGGGACCUGUUAUUAUGAAUUCAAAAGGUUCUGGCAAAUCUCAUGUCCGUGAAAAAGAUAGAGUCCUCUUUCAAACGAUAUGCCUGCAUCUGCCACAAUCAGGUAAUUGGAGUGCUUCUGAGUCUUCACCUCUUUCCCUUGGUGCUCAUCAGUGUAGGGGCUCUCAAUAAGGUAAUCAUGUGACCUGCUAAUCAUGUGACUUGUGUCAUGUGACCAACCUGAUUGUUUUAAAAAGUAGCAUACAGUACAUGCGACCUGCUCUUGAUGCGCUCUGAAGAAGGCCAUAAGGGUCGAAACACGUAGGCAUUGUAGCCAAAUAAAAAAAAGUAAAAAAAAAAAUUGCAACCUUGAGCCUCAGCAUUUGUCUACCUGGACCAUGCCCGCAUCUGCUUUUGCAUGCAUGAAGCACAUAGGCUCAUUGGGGGGUUGGAUUCUGAGCAGCAUCUCACUAAGGGAGUAAAUCAGUGCAAUAGCACAGUGGCUAUUAUUGAUGCUAGAGGUGUCUGUUCGUACGCAUGUCAUGCGUCAUCGCUGCUUCAAAGCUCGCAAGUUGAUGUGUGCUGAAGGACUGUGGGUGGAUUCCAAUCUGCGGACUUCCGUCCUCCCUUGCUCACUUGCCUGCUUGUGACCUCAUGAUGAUGUCACUGACGACAGAAAAUGUAUUCAUUUUCUUGCAAAAGCACAAUUCUAAUGUAAUUUUCUCAUUUGCAAUUGGAUGGUGAAUGAAAAACAAUCCCUCAAAAGUUGUUGUGGCUAGGCUGACAGCCGGGAAACGUUAUUGUCUUAUCCACGGAGGAGGGGCCAGAAGGCGGGGCGAGGCCACAAGCACAAGUGGAGGACGGGAGUGUGCAUAUUGGAAUGUACCCUGUGUGUUGUGGUGUGUGCUGUGCUGUUUUCCUUAAUGGGUGUUUUUUUACAGAUGAAGAGUCACUCCGCUGGCUUUGGAUUCACACCAAGUGCAGAGUACAAAACACAAUAAUGUUGUUUACCACCUUCAAAGCAGUUGCUUCUGCCAAAGAGCUCCAGCAGUCUGCAGCUCAAGGAAUUUGCUCGCAAGAACGCCGCCAACGUGCUGUCUGUGGCCAACAUGCUGAUGGGAAUGUCUUCCAUCUUGAGCAGUCUGAAUGGGCACCAGUAUGCUGCCUGCUGGCUGGUCCUUAUUGGUUACCUUCUGGAUCUGGCUGAUGGGGCGGUUGCCAGGAGACUCAAUGCCUGCUCUGCACUGGGCUCCCGUCUCCACGGUGAUCCAUGGAAGGACCGUAUAUCCUCCCAUCGGAGAUGGAGGUGCUAAGCUUGAUGACUUUGCAGAUUUCACCACCUUUGGGAUUGCCACCUCAUUGCUCUUGAGGACUGAGAGCCUCCUCGACAACAUACUGUGCAUGUGCUACGUCCUGUCGGUCUUCACACGGCUCUGCUUCUUCUCAAGUGGAAUCCCCUUCAUGUACCGCGGCCUGCCCUGCAUCUACUCCUCCGCCAUCUUGGCCUGCGUCUCGCUGCUGUGCGGUGGCAACAUCGUGGCCCUGCGCAUCACCGCUGUGGCCAUGAUCCUCUUCAUGAUCAGUCACAACUUCUACCCCCACGACCGUGUGCUGGAGUCGCAGGCCUGGAAGAAAGUCAUUUACGCAGGAGGUGUGGCCAUGGUGUUCUGCUCCUCAUUUCCACCAGCCUGUGUCUACUACCUGCUGUGGUCCAUGUCCUACAUCCUCUUCCCUACCUCCCUCUGGAGCUGCAAGGUGUAAUGGGAGUGCUGACCAUUUAUUGAACUCAGGCUGUGGAAGAAAGGCCCCAAGAUGACUAAGGCCCAAUCUCAAUUCACCCCUUGGCCCUACCCCUUACCCCUCCCCUCCGUUUUGUGUAGGGGUAGGGGUAUCCCAAUAGUUGUUAAGGCAGAGGGGUAUAGGUAAGGGGGAGGACUUUGUAGCCCUCAAAAAUGAGGGGUUCGGCCAGGCAGACUCCGUUUGGAGGGGUAAGGGGUAGGGGUAAGGGGUGAAUUGAGAUUGGGCCUAAGCAUGGUGGCCAUUCACAUCUUCUGCUUGUUGCCAUGGAGAAUCCAAACUAUGUCUCAGUACCUCAGGCUUCUGGGAGGAAGAGGUGGCCUCGUUUGACCCCUGUCUGUUUCUCUUCAGUCUGACGACACCAAGCCACAACCCCUGAAGGUCUGCUAUUGAGGCGUUCAUGGGCAUUUUUAAAAUCUUCCGUCACUACUUCUUUAUAUUUUUUUCUGUGAAAAUUCCAUCUAUUGAUUGCCUGAGAGACAUGCAUGCACUAGUGCCUCCGAUGGUCUCAUCCAUCGUGAUAGCUAUACACUGUACUAGAGUGAUUGGGAGGAAGAAAGGAAAGGGUGAAGGGACAUGCAGUGGUGUAGUCUACGUAGAACGCGGGUAUAUGGAGUAAACCCACUUCAAAAUUUCAGGGAUUUCAGUAUACCCACUUAAAAUUGAUUGAUCCAUUCAUUUGAAUAGCACAAAUAUAUACGGUAUACCCACUUCCAAAAAUGCUCAAAUAUACAGUAUGCCCACUAAUAAAAAGUAGACUACACCACUGGGGACAUGGACAUGUUGUAGAGGUAUGCACUGAGAAUGGUAUGCAAAAUUGAAACUUACCUGAAGUCUUUUCACUAGCAGAGUGAAGAGAUACAGUAGAUACACAGUUUGCUGUGAGUUUCCAUCAUUUACAGCAGUGGUUCUCAAACUUUUUGCGUGAAGUACCCCCUGAGAAAAUAUUGAGCUCUCCAAGUACCACCUUGACAACCAACAUUAGAAUAUCGCAGUAAAGGCUUUCCAUAUUCACUUUUGCCAGUCAAUACAGGAGAGGUUCAUAAUGGCAUUCCAAGUACCACCAGAUAUGUCUCAAGUACCACCAGUGGUACACGUACCACAGUUUGAGCACCACUGAUUUACAGUAUUAAAUGUUCAAAAAAUAUAACUACUUGUGUUUAUGUACAUAUACCAAACAAUUUCAUUGUGCAAUGAUGUGUUUAUUCCCACAUUCAGAUUGUGCUGUGGACCAAGGAAGAAUGAGAUAAUUGUUAAGAUUGUACAGACUUGUAAUGAUGGUGAGGGAUUGCCUGUGUGUGUGAGUGAGUGAGUGAGUGAGUGAGUGAGUGAGUGAGUGAGUGAGUGAGUGAGUGAGUGAGUGAUAGAGGUGCUCCGAUUGCUCGGCUGCCGAUCAUGACCGGCCGAUAAUGGCCAAAAAUAGCCUGAUCGGUGAUCGGAAAAACAUGCCGAUCAAAAAACCGAUCGAGAGAUAUUAAAUUCCUCACGCAACCAUUUUGCCUUUACACCUGGCGCUGCAUGUAGGCGCUGGCUCUGCACAGCUGCAACUGCACCAAAAGAAGGCAUCUUUGCUUGUCUAUAACUUUUCGGCAUUCCCCCCUUCAUUUCCACCAUUCAUAACCAUAUCUGCAUCAACAAUGAUCUGAUUUUCCGAUCCAUGCGCCGUUUAUCUGACAAUGUAAUUUGCGAUUGAGUACUCGCCAGUGAGCCAUUUUACGUUAUAACCUGUGUUGCCUCGGUCAGCACGCGACAACUUCACGUUGUCAGCACAAACAUGUCAAUUAUUGUUUUCAAAUUUGUAAUUGGCAGUCAGUCGAUUAGUUUGAUAGUCGCUGAAACACCAAACGGCGACAGAUGUGGUUAAAACUUGAGAGAGAGAUUCAGAACGGUAGUGGAGCACUGCAUCUGUGGACGGUGACAGAGAGGGGAGGGGCUCUCCUCACGAGGCUGCUCAUUUAAAGCGACAGGUUGUUUUUUUUCUCUUAUAUGGAAGACU
Messenger RNA from Engraulis encrasicolus (European anchovy), 4885 nucleotides. It is a transcript of the gene tmem269, whose product is annotated as transmembrane protein 269. Gene Ontology annotation, biological process: phospholipid biosynthetic process. The record is from RefSeq and is a predicted model, not a curated record. Gene Ontology annotation, cellular component: membrane. NCBI's taxonomy places the organism in Eukaryota, Metazoa, Chordata, Actinopteri, Clupeiformes, Engraulidae. Bases 2239 to 2853 code for a protein of 204 amino acids. The transcript is spliced from 7 exons. Gene Ontology annotation, molecular function: phosphotransferase activity, for other substituted phosphate groups.